CCUAUAAAUAUAUUUACUUUUUUAAUUAUAAUUUUUCAAAAAAAGAAAAAAAAAAUCGAAGAAAAUUUCGCUUUGUUUCGUAUUCAGAAAAAUUUACUCAAAAUAUCUAAAAACCUCCAUUACUGGUAGAAGAAGAAGAAGAAGUUUUCAGUUCCUGACAUGGAUAGGCGAUUAAGCUUAGCAUUGUUGGUUUUGUUAUUGUCCUCGGCUUUUCUUAUAGCUUUUGGAGCCAAAAAUCUCGACCCGUACAAGGUUCUUGGGGUUGAACGAAAUGCUAAUCAACGUGAAAUUCAGAAAGCUUUCCACAAGCUCUCUCUUAAGUAUCAUCCAGACAAGAAUAAAAGUAAGGGAGCUCAAGAGAAAUUUUCUGAGAUAAAUAAUGCGUAUGAUAUUUUAUCUGAUGAAGAGAAAAGAAAAAAUUAUGACAUGUAUGGAGAUGAGAAAGGCAGGCCUGGAUUUGAAGCUGGCCAUCCUGGCGAUCAGAGUGGAUAUUCUUACUUUACUGGUGGUGGACCAGGGCAUAGCCAAUUCAGCUUUAGACCAGGUGAUUGGCAGAAUAUGGGUGGGGGAGGAGGAAGUUUGAAGUCAUUCUCCUUUUCCUUCGGUGGUUCUGGUGGCCCAAGUUCUUCUGGUUCUGGGGGUUCAAAUCCGUUUGGCGUUGGUAUGGAUAGCUUUUUCUCAAACCUAUUUGGAGGUGGCUUUCAAAAUAGUCAGUUUGGUGGAUCUGAUGGUCGGGCUGGCUUUCAAUCUGGAUCCAGAAGUCCCUCACAGAGCAUCAGGGGCAUUAAUUCUCAGGUUUAUAAAAAAGAAAUAGUUGACCAAGGGAUGACUUGGCUUUUGUUCUGUCACGCCUCUUCCCUAAAAGGAAUCCAGACGGUUAAAUCCACCAUAGAGGAGGUUGCUAUUUCAUUGCAAGGAGCUUUGAAGGUUGGAAGCAUAAACUGUGAGACAGAACAGUCUCUAUGUAAGGACCUUGGCAUAUUUCCUCGCAGAAUUCCCAGGGUUUUCAUUUAUUCAUAUAAAGCCGGUGAGAAGGGUUCUUUGGUGGAGUAUGAUGGUGACUUUUCAGUUAAGGAUUUGAAAAACUUCUGCCAUGAUCAUUUACCAAGGUUCUCAAAACGGGUUGAUUUGAAGCGCUUUGAACUUCCAUCUCCAACAACCGAAAAACUGCCCACAGUGAUGCUUCUUUCCACCAAAAAGGACACACCUGUUAUAUGGCGCGUCCUUAGUGGCUUGUAUCGCAAGCGCUUCAACUUCUAUGAUGUCCAGGUUCAGGAUGCUAAUGAUCCAUCUGUGGAAAAGUUAGGAGUCAAUGCAAUUCCAGCUGUUGUUGGUUGGUUAUCAAAUGGAGAAAAAUAUGUUCUAAAAUCAGGGAUUAGUGUAAAAAAUUUGAAGUCUGCAGUUCAAGACCUCAGUCUCCUACUUGAUGGUUUUGAAAAAAAGAACAAGAAGGCAGCUUCAAGUCAGACUAGAAAGACAGAGUCUAACGAAUCCUCGGAGAGUCAAAUACCAGUAUUGACAGAGUCUAACUUUAAUGCUGUAUGUGGUGAGAAUACUCCACUCUGCAUAAUCGGGGCCUUCAGAUCGUCCAGAUCAAAAGAGAAACUCGAGUCAAUUUUGAAAAUGGUUUCCCAGAAAACGCUAUUAAGACGACCCAGUUCCGCCCUUGGCUCGAGGGAUUCUGUUUCCUACAGCCUAUUAGAUGCCUCUAAACAAUCAUCAUUCCUAACUGCGCUCGACAAAUCAGGAUUUAAAUCAUCAGAUAAGCUCUUGGUAGCAUACAAACCCCGGAAGGGGAAGUUUGCAGUAUUCAAGGGUGAGAUUACUACAGAGGAAGUAGAGAUGUUCAUUGGUUCAGUUCUUAAUGGCGACGUUCAAUUUACAAAGACACAGGGAAAGCCUAUGGUCAAGUGAAAGUUAUUCCCACAAGAAUUAUAAUGUGGUUUUUGAAUGUAAAUAGCUUUUCGUUUAAACAAGGUAAAGAAAGAAGAAACCUCAGCUUCGGCCAAACCCGGAAAAAGUUGAAUUUGAAGGAUAGGAUCUCCCCAUGAUUAGAAGUUGCACAUAGAAGAAAUCUGUAGUAGUUAUAGAAGUGUUCUUAGGGUGAGAGAAGAGAAUCUUUUGGUGUACUAACUAAAGCCUUAACAACAUUGAGAUGAUGUUGUCAUAUUUUUGGAUGAAUAAUAAUGAAAAAAAAAAAAUCAUAUAUUUUAUUUUGAGUA
Messenger RNA from Cannabis sativa, 2222 nucleotides. RefSeq names its product dnaJ protein ERDJ3A. NCBI's taxonomy places the organism in Eukaryota, Viridiplantae, Streptophyta, Magnoliopsida, Rosales, Cannabaceae. The transcript has 7 exons. The record is from RefSeq and is a predicted model, not a curated record. Bases 160 to 1914 code for a protein of 584 amino acids.